AGAGCACGACCUUCGAGUACCCGCAGCAGCAUUCACCAUGAUAGUGAGGAACGCUGCCGUGCGGCAUGGCCGUCGCGCACUGGCGUCUCCCAUCUCCAGGACGCUCCUCCGACACCUUUCCACCGAGACCACGACCGAGACUCAAGUUGGGACGCAGUCUCAGCAAACGUGGGCUCAAGGCCCCCCUGCACCUCCCAAGAUCGUGUCCGCCUCACGGAAGAAGCAGAGGGUCGUGCAAGAUGGCAUCCUGUCCCUCGGCACUGACUCUGCGCAUGAGCACAAGGGCAAGUCAUGGACUACCAAGCACGCAACUACUGGCUCUGCCAAGCCUGUCACUCCUGCCCAGCAGUAUACCGAGUUCCGCCGCAUCCAGAACACCACUCGUAGCCUCGGAUCCAGUGUCGAGCGCCGCUACGUCCCCACUGAGCUGAUCAACAACCCGCCCGGACCCGAGGAUGUCUCGUUGGAGCUCUUGAUGGCCUCACAAACCCACAUGGGACACAGCACCUCUCUCUGGAACCCGGCCAAUUCGCGAUACAUCUACGGUGUGCGCCAAGGUGUUCACAUCAUCUCCCUUGAGACAACAGCAGCACAUCUUCGACGUGCGGCUCGUGUGGUGGAGGAUGUCUCGUACCGGGGUGGGCUCAUCCUUUUUGUGGGAAACCGAAAGGGCCAGAUGGAGAUUGUGACCAAGGCUGCUGAGUUGGCUGGAGCUUGCCACCUGUUCACCAAGUGGACUCCCGGAGGCAUCACGAACCGAGAUGUCAUUCUCAGGAUGCAGGGGAUGAAGGUUGUGGAUCACCUGGACCAGGAGCUGGAUGGCUUUGAGAAGUACAGUGGUCUUGCUCGACCUCUGUUGCCCGACCUGGUUGUCUGCCUUAACCCGCUGGAGAACUACACUCUGCUCUACGAGUGUGGUUUGAAGAGUAUUCCCACCAUUGGUGUAAUUGAUACUAAUGCGGACCCUUCGUGGGUGACCUACACGAUCCCCGCCAACGACGAUAGUCUACGAGCUAUGGCUGUUGUUGCGGGUGUUCUGGGCCGAGCUGGCGAGGCUGGCCAGAAGCGCAGACUCCAGGAUGCCGCACACGGUAAAGUCGCUUGGAGCAAUCCCGAAGAUCUUGACCGCCACAUCAGAAAGGAGACUAAGGCUGCUAUCGAGGAGAGGAAGGCGGUCAUGGGCCACAUCCAGCACAACAUUGAGGGCUUCACUGAGGAGGAGCAGAAGCUCUUGAGGACGCAGUUCUACGGCGAGGAGGCAGAAGUUACCGAGGACGACAUGAUGAGCAUUCUGGGCGAGGCUGCGCUGGGCGACUCGGAAGAGGCGGCCAUCAAGACCACCGCGACCACCGCGACCACCAACAGCAGUGAGCCGGAGACGGCGCACAAGCUGGCGAGUAUCGAGGAGGAGCUGGAUGGACUGAAGGAGAAGGCUGCAGCGAUUGAGACCGAACUCAAGUCUAGCAGCGAAAAGCCAGAGUGAAGAGCAUAAAAUAUUGUUGUACAGUAUGGCGAUGUAUAAUAAACCCAAGCAUGUAGAGAAACAGAUAAAAAGGGCCUGUAAGCUUCGAUGUAAAGACAUAUACCUACCUGUAGGUGGGAUUUAUCUACUUCAUAUGAGGUGGCUUGGUUGAUAGUGGAACGGAUAAACUAUGUCCCCCAUCACAAGACCAAAGUCUGGUGUGUAC
Messenger RNA from Ilyonectria robusta, 1688 nucleotides. RefSeq names its product ribosomal protein S2, flavodoxin-like domain-containing protein. The record is from RefSeq and is a predicted model, not a curated record. Lineage: Eukaryota; Fungi; Ascomycota; Sordariomycetes; Hypocreales; Nectriaceae. Gene Ontology annotation, biological process: translation. Gene Ontology annotation, cellular component: ribosome; mitochondrial small ribosomal subunit. Gene Ontology annotation, molecular function: structural constituent of ribosome. Bases 38 to 1483 code for a protein of 481 amino acids. The transcript has 3 exons.